AUGCUCUACUCUGUGAUACGCAGCCGCGGCCCCGCCCUCCGGACGCACUUCCCCUCUCCUCGGUUCCUGUCCUCAAUGCGCCUCCUCACUCCCUCGCCUGAAUUAGUCUGCCUGCAGCCCCGUGCGCGGCGGUCGUUUCUGGACUACCACUGCCACACAACGCUCAAGUUCCAAGUGCACGAGGAUGAUCCACAACCCCGCGCGCGGCGGUCGUUCCUGGACUACCACUGCCACACGACGCUCAAGUUCCAGGUGCACGAGGUGGCGUGCCGCGUGGCUGACGUCACCGCGCGCGAGUGGGGGACGCUCUCCGCGUCUGGCGGUGAGCUGGACGUGACGCAGGCAUGCAAAGACAUGGUGGUGGGCGUUCUAGGAGGCUCCUUAUUCGGCCCCGCGUUCCCCGACUCGGACCUGAAGGACCGCGUUGCCAGCGACUUGGAGUUUUUCGCGCACUCAGUGCAGGAUUUCUCGAGCUUUGGUUACCUUCCGGUGUGGCUGCCAGCUUAUCGGAAGCUGAUGAGUGUAGCGGAGGACUAUAGAGGCGCGAUUCACCAGCUUGUAUCGGGUACGUUUGCCAAGGACGUGAAUCAGCAGAAGGGGGAGCAUGGCGAGGGGUCAGGGGAAGGAGGGGUGGGGGGGGAAGCUGGUAGCAGCGGUGGUGGUGGGCAGGCCAAGGGCUCGGAGGGCCAGACUAAACGGGAGCAGCAACAGCAGCAGGAGGAACAGCAGAAGACACAGCAGCAGGAGAAGGAACAGGAGCAGCAGCAGCCGCAGCUGCUGAGGGAGAGCUUUCUCUCAGCUAUGCUAGCAGAGCGCUCCGCUUUAGGACAACCCGUUUACACGCAGGAAGUAGCGCAAGCAGAAGCAGCAGCACUCAUGUUUCAUGGAUACCUGCUCGUGCCUGCGCUCUUAAAACGCGUACUUGUAUGCCUCUCGCUACACCCAGAGGUGCAGGACCGCGUGUUUCGGGAGAUCAGAGCUGUGUGCGGUAACGAGGCGCCUAAAGACGAGGAUUUGCUGCGUUUGGAUUAUCUGAAUGCGGUGAUAUACGAGGCAGCGCGGUGCAUGCCGGUUUUCCCCAUGCUCACGCGCGCUGCGAUGAACGAGGAUCUAUGGCUGUCUGCUCCCAGCAGCAGGGAGGAUCAACGGCUGUCCGCCCCCAGUGGCUUUGGCAGUGGUGGUGUUGGUGCUGCUAAAGGGUGGGAAACGGGUGGUGGUAACGGCACUGAGGGAGGUAAUAACGGGGAUGGGGUGGGUGGUGGUGGUGGUGGUGGUGGUGGUGGUGGUGGUGGUGGUGGGAGCGACAGCGGCAGCAGCAGCAGCAGCAGCAGCGCGUUCCACUUGGUGCCGUCAGGGGCGAUCCUAGCCUUGCCCAUAUACCAGCUACAGCUGAACCCUGCCCUGUGGGGCAGCGACGCAGCAGAAUUCAACCCUGAUAGGUUCAUCCACUUCCGCUGGCAUGGCCCUCAGCAGCAGCAGCAGCAACAACAACACCACCACCACCUGCACCACCACAACCAAUACGAGCCCCGUUCUCACUCCUUCGCCAAACGAGACACCCACGUGGGCGUGGGGCUAGGCCCUAUGGGCCACUGGGAGGGGCUGCAGAGGUUCCCAGGCGAGGGGACAGGGCGGGAACAGGAGGAGGGAGGGAGAAAACCGGGGGAAGCAGCGGGUGUGAGAGGUGCGAGUCCGUGGAGGGAGGGGAAGAUGGUACCCGGGCAUGACUAUGAGUUUGUGGCGCCCGAGCCGGGGCCGCAGUUCCUCAUGUUUGGUGCAGGCGCUCGGUCGUGCGUGGGGCAGCGGCUGUCGCUGAAGAUCAUCCGCGCUGCUGUCGCCAUCCUGCUGCACCGAUUCGAGGUCCGCAGCCGCACCCCUGCCUUGCUCACCACCACUGCCACCUGCUUUUGA
Closterium sp. Naga37s-1 is the source of this 1911-nucleotide messenger RNA. The record is from the annotation of a GenBank genome assembly. Lineage: Eukaryota; Viridiplantae; Streptophyta; Zygnematophyceae; Desmidiales; Closteriaceae.